AUGGCUUUGACAAAAGCCAAGUCGCAGGGCACAGCCCCCGCCGCAGGACCGGCCAAAAGAAAGGUGGACGAUGUCGAGUUCUUGCUGACUCUAUUGGACAGAGUCCAAAUCGAUUACAAGUUGACUGCCCAAACCCUGGGCAUUGAAAAAUCCACCUGCCGUAUGCGGCUCCUUCGGCUGCAGCAGAGGUAUGGCAUGAAGAAGGUGGGACCGACGCGUGGCCCACAUAGCAAGAAACAAGGUGUAAAAACCAGUAAGAAGUCUACCAUAGCAAGGGAGUUGCUUAAUAUUUCCAACGAGCCAGCUGCUACUGAGCCCACCGCCGACGAGAAUAGAAGCAGUGACCUUACCAAUCUGGGGUCGACUGAUCUGGAGGAGCCUAUCAAGAACCAAGGAACCAAUGCUGUAGAAUUACUGAUCCUACCUCUAUGUGACAACGUCGACUACCAGGCUGCCGCUCAGAAACUCGUUAUACAAAAGGGGACCUGCCGUAUGCGGUUGACUCGGCUCCAACAAAAACAUGGCUUGAAGAAGGUUGGACAAAAGCGUGGCCCACGCGCCAAGAAGGGAGUGACCAGCACCAAGAGCCCUACACAAGGAACCAAGUCCCCAGACGCCUCUGACCACCAAGAUAUCACUGGGAACACCGCUGAGGUUACCGAUCUAGAGGAGCCCGUCAAGAACUAG
Molecule: messenger RNA, 687 nt
Organism: Penicillium vulpinum
Lineage: Eukaryota; Fungi; Ascomycota; Eurotiomycetes; Eurotiales; Aspergillaceae
Exons: 3
Coding region: 1-687 (228 amino acids)
Source: RefSeq, a predicted model, not a curated record